Molecule: messenger RNA, 1158 nt
Organism: Paramisgurnus dabryanus
Lineage: Eukaryota; Metazoa; Chordata; Actinopteri; Cypriniformes; Cobitidae
Source: RefSeq, a predicted model, not a curated record
UCAUUUCUAGUCGGAUUAUUUUGGCAUGGUUGCAGUGAGUGAUAUAUUGCACCUCACACAAUUAGUUAUUUUCAACUGUAUAUGAAUAUUGCGCAAAAUCCUGUGCUUUGCACCGAUAGCAGGCAUCAUCAUCAGAAACACAAGCUCAGACACCAUGAGACUCGUCCAGUUCUGCCAUGUAGGAGAUGUGGGACGUGUAAGAGUCGGGGUGGAGCAAACAGAAGGCCAGGGGGUCAUUGAUCUGAAAGCUUUUGACCCCUCAAUACCGUCAACUAUGAGAGAGUUUCUAGAGAUGGGGAAAAGGGGAAUGGACUGCGCUAAGAGGGCUUUGGCCAGCGGUCAGUGUGUCGUAUCACGACCAGACAUCAAACUGCUCUCCCCGGUCACUGGCCCGGAGAAGGUUGUGUGUGUCGGUAUGAAUUACAGAGACCACUGCCUAGAGCAGAAUGCCCCCAUUCCUACUGAGCCCAUUAUUUUCAGCAAGUUCCCCUCCACUAUCACCGGCCCUUAUGAUGAUAUAAUCCUACCAGAAGAGAGUACGGAAGUGGACUGGGAGGUGGAGCUGGCCUUUGUGAUUGGACAAAAAGGAAAGCACAUUAAGGAAGAAGACGCCCUGUCCUAUGUUGCAGGUUUUACUGUAGCUAAUGAUGUCAGCGCUCGUGAUUGGCAGAUGAAGCGCAAUGGAAAGCAGUGGCUGCUGGGAAAAACAUUUGACACAUUCUGUCCACUCGGGCCAGUGCUUGUCACCACUGAAGCACUAAAAGAUGUUCAUAACCUGGGUAUACGCUGCCUGGUGAACGGUGCCGUGGUUCAGGACAGUAACACCAAUCAAAUGAUCUUUCAUACACAGAAGCUGGUGGCUUGGGUCUCACAGUUUGUAACUCUUUGUCCCGGUGAUGUGUUUUUGACUGGAACUCCUCCAGGUGUGGGGGUCUUCAGAAAUCCCCCUGUGUUUCUAAAGAGAGGAGAUGUUGUGGAGUGUCAGGUUGACAUGAUCGGCUCUAUAAGGAACACAGUGGUAUAACUGAAAGAUGUCAAGAGUUUUGUUACAUCCACUCAAGUGCCUUAAAGUGACACUCCAACUCCCCUAGAGUUAAACAUUUGAUUUUUUUACCGUUUUGUAAUCCAUUCAGCUGAUCUCUGGGUUUGGCGCUAGCA